AUGUCGAAGAGUAAAGAAUUGAUGGAGAUAGACAAUUUUAAGUCCACAGCGGACCUGACCAGUAAUCCUGGCUUCCAAUCGUCGCUUAGCAUAGCAUCGAAGAACAUCGAUGAGAAACCUUAUAACCCAUUCGAGCAUCGGACUGUGGAACAUCCUAAUUCUACAAUCGGAUCGAUAGUACAUUUAUUGAAGUGCUGCCUUGGAUCCGGUAUAUUGGCGAUGCCUGCAGCCUUUAAGAAUUCAGGACUAAUAGCUGGAACGAUUGGAACUUUGAUUGCUGGCUUCGUUUGUACACACACCGUUCAUAUAUUGGUAAGAACAUCGCAAGAAGUUUGUGUGGACGCGAAGAAGCCAUCGCUUAGUUUCGCCGAGACCUGUGGAGCGGCAUUUACGUAUGGACCGAAAAGAUUACAAACUUGGGGCAAUUUUAUAAAAGAACUGGUGGACUACUCAAUGUGUAUCACAUACUUCAGUGUGUUAUGCGUCUACGUGGUGUUCAUUGGAUCUUCAAUGAAAGAAAUCCUUGACGUCUACAUGCCAGACAACCCGCUCUCGAUACAAGCAGCCUGUGCACUCACUCUGGUGCCAUUAGUAUUAAUCUGCCAAAUACGAAACUUGAAGUACCUGGUGCCUUUUUCUGCCCUCGCCAACCUCCUGAUCUUGGUCGUGUUCGUGAUCACCAUCUACUACGUCUUCUUGGACCUGCCUUCACCCAAAGAGAGGGAGAUGGUCGCUGGUAUUACCCAGUGGCCUUUGUUUUUGAGCACAGUGAUAUUCGCAAUGGAAGGCAUUGGUGUGGUGAUGCCAGUUGAGAACGAGAUGGCGAAACCUCAACAGUUCCUCGGCUGUCCUGGAGUACUGAACGUGGCUAUGGUCAUCGUCAUCUCAUUGUAUGGCUUCGUCGGAUUCUUCGGCUACCUUCAGUACGGAGACAACGUCAAGGGUUCCAUAACCUUGAACCUCCCUGAAGAUGACAUCACCGCUCAAGUAGCAAAAGGACUGAUGGCGUUCGUCAUCUUCCUGUCCUUCGCCCUGCAAUUUUAUGUCCCCAUGGAAAUGAUUACCAGGAAGAGGAAAGGGAACGAGUCGAAGUAUGAAAACCUGGUCCAGGUCGUCAUCAGAACUGUGAUGGUUACGGUUGCAGUUGCCAUCGCCGCAGCAUUCCCCAACUUAGAACUGGUCAUCAGCUUUGUCGGAGCAGUUUUCUUCUCAACCCUCGGUCUUCUGAUCCCAGCAGUAGUGGACACAGUCUACCGAUGGGAGAAUCGUCUGGGUCGCUUCAAUUACAUUCUCUGGAAAAACACACUCAUUGGAAUAGUUUCCAUUAUAGCUCUGUUCUCUGGAGCUUAUGUAUCUAUUCAAGGCAUGAUCGAAGAUUUUGGUGGGCACAGUCAUGAGAAUCAUGAAUUGUUUGAAAAUGCUACUUUGACGUGA
Molecule: messenger RNA, 1434 nt
Organism: Spodoptera littoralis (African cotton leafworm)
Lineage: Eukaryota; Metazoa; Arthropoda; Insecta; Lepidoptera; Noctuidae
Source: the annotation of a GenBank genome assembly